CGACGCAGGGGGAGAGAGAGAGAGAGAGAGCGAGCGAGCAGGCGAUGAGAGGAAGGUGCAAUAAACACACAGGGCGUCUGCGCCUAUCUAAGUAGGACAAUAAAGUGAAAACGGCAUCAAUGCUCUAACAAUGGAUCUAGCAGAUAUGCUUCUUCUCAAAGUUUUCCUCUUCGCGUGUUUACUAAACUACACCCAAGGACACUAUAGAAAUCCCCUGAAUAAAUACAUCCGUCACUAUGAAGGCUUGUCCUACGACACAGAGCUUGUGCACGGCAAUCAUCAGAGGGCCAAGAGGGCACUCUCUCAUGAAGACAAGUUCCUUCAUUUAGAUUUUCAUGCCCAUGGAAGGCAUUUUAAUUUACGAAUGAAGAGGGAUUCCACUUUGUUUGCCCAAGAUUUGAAGGUGGACGUUUCAGGGGAAGAGGUUCCAUAUGAUACCUCUCAUAUCUACACUGGAGAAAUCUACGGUGAGAAAGGUACCCUGACUCAUGGCGCCAUUGUGGAUGGUAAGUUUGAGGGCUUCAUUCAGAGCUACCAUGGCACCUACUACGUGGAGCCCGCUGAGAGAUACCUGGAAGGAAAAGACGUGCCCUUCCAUUCUGUCAUCUAUCAUGAAGACGACAUACACUAUCCACACAAGUACGGCCCAGAGGGAGGCUGCGCUGAUAGCACAGUGUUUGAAAAGAUGAAGAAGUACCAAGCCACUGCCAUCGAGAAGCCACCCAAGGAGCUCAACACCGAGGCGGGCUCUAAUGACCCUGUGCUGCUGAGGAAGAAGAGGAUGACUCAGGUUGAGAAAAACACCUGCCAGCUUUUCAUUCAGACUGACCACCUCUUCUACAAGUACUACAAGACCAGAGAGGCCGUCAUUGCUCAGAUCUCCAGUCAUGUCAAGGCCAUUGAUGCUAUCUAUCAGGGCACAGACUUCAUGGGCAUUCGCAACAUCAGCUUCAUGGUGAAAAGGAUCAGGAUAAACACCACCAGUGACGAGAGAGACAAGUCUAACCCGUUCCGCUUUUCCAACAUCGGGGUGGAGAAGUUCCUGGAGCUGAACUCGGAGCAGAACCAUGACGACUACUGCUUGGCUUAUGUUUUCACCGACAGAGACUUUGAUGACGGGGUGUUGGGUUUGGCCUGGGUCGGAGCUCCUUCAGGGAGCUCUGGAGGCAUCUGUGAAAAAAGCAAGCUGUACUCGGAUGGAAAAAAGAAGUCUCUCAACACUGGUAUAAUCACUGUACAGAACUACGCCUCCCACGUACCUCCAAAAGUCUCCCAUAUCACUUUUGCGCAUGAAGUAGGACACAACUUUGGCUCCCCGCAUGACUCUGGGUCUGAGUGCACCCCAGGAGAAUCCAAGAGCCAAGACAAGAAGGAGAAGGGCAAUUAUAUCAUGUAUGCCAGAGCUACGUCAGGAGACAAACUCAACAACAAUAAGUUCUCUAUCUGUAGCGUACGCAACAUCAGCCAGGUCCUGGAGAAAAAGAGAAGCAACUGUUUUGUCGAGUCUGGCCAGCCCAUCUGUGGUAAUGGUCUGGUGGAGCCCGGAGAGGAGUGCGACUGUGGUUACAGCGAUCAGUGCAGAGACCAGUGCUGCUAUGACGCCAACCAGCCUGACAACAAGAAGUGCAAAUUAAAGCCCAACAAAGUCUGCAGUCCCAGCCAGGGUCCAUGUUGUACUGCCGACUGCUCUUACAAGGGUCGUAAUGAGAAGUGCAGAGAGGAGUCAGAGUGCGCCCACCAGGGCAUGUGUAACGGGAUCAGUCCUCAGUGCCCCACGUCUGAGCCCAAGGCCAACUUCACCGCCUGCCACGGAGAGACUCAAGUCUGCCUCAACGGGGGCUGCUCUGGCUCCAUCUGUGAGAAGUAUGGGCUCGAGGCGUGCACCUGUGCCAGCCAGGAUGGCAAGGAUGAGACUGAGCUUUGUCACGUGUGCUGCAUGGAGAAGAUGAAUCCCAACACGUGCAGCAGCACAGGAUCAGAGCGCCUGGCUCGUUUCUUCAAUAAGAAAGUGACCACGCUGCCGGCCGGCUCGCCCUGCAACGACUUCAAGGGAUACUGUGACGUGUUCAUGAAGUGCCGCCUGGUGGAUGCAGACGGACCGCUGGCCAGGCUGAAGAAGGCCAUCUUCAACCCAGAGCUGUAUGAGAACAUUGCAGAAUGGAUCGUGGCCCACUGGUGGGCAGUCUUGUUGAUGGGCAUUGCCCUCAUCAUGCUCAUGGCUGGCUUCAUUAAGAUCUGUAGUGUGCACACACCAAGCAGUAACCCCAAGCUGCCUCCUCCCAAACCGCUACCAGGCACUUUGAAGAGGCGGCGAGCGCAGCAGCAUGCCAACUCCCAGGUGCAGCACCAGUCUCAGCAUCCGCACUCCCACCAGCACGGACACGGCGGACACGGCGGGCACGGUGGCCAGCGGCAACCCCAGAGGCAGCCUCAGCGACAGGCGCAGCCCCAGAGGCACCACCGUCAGCCCAGAGAAAACUAUCAGAUGGGCCAGAUGAGACGCUGAGACCCUGCAUCCCGCCCCCCACCCCCCAAUGCCUUGGCUCCUCCUUGUGCCUACAGUGGGAAACAAAAGCGUCACUCCAUCCAAAGAAAAGCCUGACAUGGUUGUUACUCAUCAUCAUAUCCACCAUCUAGAAAUAAAACAAGACACGUGAAAAAGAGAAAAAAACACUAUCUAGCAACUUUAUUGGCUCUUUGUGGAGUGGACUCGACCAUCAGCCAUUUCCAAUGCAGUGUGAUCUAGCAUCUUUUUCCAGCAUUUUUUUUUUCUUUCUGUUUUUUUUAAGGAGUGCCAAGGAGUUAAGGAAUCAUGUGUAGCUUUAGUACAUUCUGUGAUGUGUUUUUUCGUUCUAUUGCAACGUCUUCUUGAGUGACAACGCCCGUGGCUGCUGGUGAAUUGUUUCGUGCUUUUCUUUUCGCCAUUCUAGCCAGGAUUGAGAGACACUCAGUGGGGAUUUGCGGCACUUUUUGUGAUUUACACAUGUCAAACGGCAAAAGACACAGGCUCCGGUCUCUCGUGCAGACAGUCUUCUGCAUGUGACUGUACAUAUUUAGUGUAUCAUAAGUGAAAACAAACUAUUUCUUCUACUGUAAAUGUGUAAUUCUUCACUUUUUUUCUUUUGAUUUCUUUUCGGUUAGUGCUCUCAGGACUCUUAACACAUAACUGAAGGAAUGAUGGUUGUGAUGAGGUCCGUGGACGUUGCUGUUGAGGGUUUGACGCCAUCACGUCCUCCGCGCAGUCGUUCAGUCAGGUGGAUCUCUUUCACGUCUGUUAGAUAGCUAGAUUUUGAAUUCGAACAACAAGGUCACCAUAUCUCACUUUUCAGGCCUUCUGUGUUCAAGAUCCCCCUUUUCAUCUUUUUUUUUUUUUUAUUGUCUUGCUAACAUCAUGUUUUGCAUAUUUUGUGUAACAAGCUAGAUGAGGUGAAAAGUCACGGGAACAAGAAAAGGGAUGAUCACCUAGUUUGAUACACCUUUUAUCGUCUUUACCGAAUUGUUUGUGAUAAUGAAGAAUGAAUAACCACUAACUGAAGCUGAUGAUGAUGAUGAUGCUACCUGUUUCAGAUAUGAAGACAAAGGAAAGUGAAGGCUGCUGUGGCUUAGUUUAGAAGUGAGAGUGUAUCAUGUUACAGAGUUAGUUUACAUGAGUGUGGAAAUAAAUUUAAAAAUGACUCCGGUGUGGAUGUACAAAAAAAAAAACAAUUGUAAGAUUAAAUCAUUCUAUUAUUCUUCAGAUAGCGAAUCUAAGAACUUUUCAAUGUGGGCAUGCAGACACAUUUAUUAAAUGUGACUAUUAAUUGACCAAGGUCUGUAAUAUUUGUAUGUCACUCAACACUAUUUACUUUGACAGCUAUUAAUGUUAGUAAGUCUUAAACAGGAGCAGUGUAACGCAGCAGUAUUGUCACACUAUUCACACAUUCCUCAGUGUGUUCACUACGUUCACGGGAGACGAGCGGCUGAUUUUUAAAUGUUUUAUUCUUUUAUUUUGUUUGUUUGUUUGUUUGUUUUAAACUUACCUGCAGGUAUCUCCUGGUCACAUUUCCUCCUGGACUGAAUCCCCUUAAGAGCUCAUGAGUGCAGGCGUCAGUGUGAGUUUACAUCAGCGUGCCAUAAAACUUUAUACAGCUGAUCUUUGUGCACAGGUUUUCUAAAUAAUUAAGGAAAAAAUAAAUCACGUGUAAAGUUUCUGGAGCCACUUUAAAUGGAAGAAAUGAAAAAGAUGGGUUGACCUCAGGUGUUUUCUUCCCCUCCCCCACCUCCUCCCGAUGUGAUAGAUAUAUAUAAGCAAAGACCCAAUUUACAGUGCAAACAUUUCACCCACUAGUUGGUGAGUGGAAAGAUUGGCACAGACAAAAGAAGAUUGGGCAUUUUGCAUUAAGGACGUUUUCUUGUGCUCGGACUUUAUUUUAUUCUGGCUUUAUUAUUCCUAAAUGCAUGCAAUACUAAUCUCAACUAAUAUCUCUCAACACUGUCCUGAUGGUCGUAAUAAUCACACAUGUGCUCUGGAGGGGACAUUAAAAGUAACGUGUCUCACAGUCGAAGGUUUAUUUCACACGGCGGAUAAAUUAGGCAGGUCGGCGGCAACUUAAACUUCUCAUGUCUGUACAAAAAUGGAGCUCUUUUUAAAUUUCAUCUUCCAGGCUGGAUUACACCCGAUUUAGGCCUGGAGAAUUUACAUGUAAACUUGUACAGUACUUCGGGAAAAAUUUGCAUUUCAUUUGAAAAUGAAAAUUACAUUUUGAUACAUCUGUUUCAUUUUUUUUUUCUAAUUCCAGAGUAAGUUGUUCAAAGAUGUUCAUAUGUGACAAACUUUCCUUUCUUCUAAGUUAUUUAUGUUCUUAUAUGUGCUAGUUGAAAUGGAGUUUGCUUAUGAUACUUUUCUCCACCAUCAUCAAUGGUUAAAAACAAUUCAGGGUGAUGGACUUAAUGUUACAUUCUCAUUUUUGUCUUCGUUAUCCUGUGGCAUGGUUUGGGUAGAAGAGCAGAAGAAAUAAUGCCUGUAAAUUUACUUUCUUUUUAAUUUCGUAGUCUUGGUAAAAGUUUUUAGAUAAACGUGCACUGAAAAUGUCCAAAUUGAGUUGAAAUGUUGUAGGUGAUGUAGGCCGAAAGAACACAAGAUUAAAAAGUAAUACUACUGUCUGAUUUUAAUGUUCACUGUGUUUUAUACAGUAUCGGAAAUUUUUGUUCACUUUGAACAUUUUUACUAAAAAAAAAAAAAAAAAGAUUUCAAAUUGUAUUGUGCAAAGAGAUGUAAUUUUUGGAGUACUUGAAAUGCAUUAAUUAAAAGACUCGUUCAAAAUAAAAUAGACCCCUGUUUACUGUC
This is a messenger RNA of Larimichthys crocea (large yellow croaker), 5326 nucleotides long. RefSeq names its product disintegrin and metalloproteinase domain-containing protein 10. The record is from RefSeq and is a predicted model, not a curated record. Lineage: Eukaryota; Metazoa; Chordata; Actinopteri; Sciaenidae. The coding region runs from base 131 to 2506 and encodes 791 amino acids. Gene Ontology annotation, cellular component: synaptic membrane; plasma membrane. The transcript is spliced from 16 exons. Gene Ontology annotation, molecular function: metalloendopeptidase activity involved in amyloid precursor protein catabolic process. Gene Ontology annotation, biological process: Notch signaling pathway; membrane protein ectodomain proteolysis.